This is a messenger RNA of Nestor notabilis (Kea), 1361 nucleotides long. It is a transcript of the gene WARS1, whose product is annotated as tryptophanyl-tRNA synthetase. Gene Ontology annotation, biological process: tryptophanyl-tRNA aminoacylation. The record is from RefSeq and is a predicted model, not a curated record. Gene Ontology annotation, cellular component: cytoplasm. The transcript is spliced from 9 exons. The annotation marks the transcript as partial. Gene Ontology annotation, molecular function: ATP binding; tryptophan-tRNA ligase activity. NCBI's taxonomy places the organism in Eukaryota, Metazoa, Chordata, Aves, Psittaciformes, Psittacidae.
CUUAUGGUUGCUGCUGUUUGGAAUCUACAAGCCGAAGAAUUAGAAGAUACUAUAUUUAGUUGAAUUGUAAAUAAACAGGUCUUUUGCAAUCUGGCAAAAUGGCUGAUAGUCCAAACUGUGAUUUGAAAUCUCUCAGUCCGCUUCAGCUGUUCGAAAGAGUAACUGAACAAGGAGAGAAAGUCAGAGCACUGAAAGCAGGAAAAGCACCAAAGGAUGAAAUUGAUGCAGCAGUGAGGAUGCUAUUAUCGUUAAAACUGUCAUAUAAAUCAGCAACAGGACAAGAUUAUCAGGCAGGCUUGCCCCCAAGAGAUCUUGUAUUAAUAAACAACGGAACAACUAAAGAAGAGGAUGAAGAUUUUGUGGACCCCUGGACAGUGCAGACUUCAAAUGCUAAAGGCGUGGAUUAUGAUAAACUCAUAGUUCGGUUUGGCAGCAGUAAAAUUGACACAGACCUCAUCAAUCGAAUAGAAAGAGCUAUUGGGCAAAAACCUCACCGCUUUCUACGUAGAGGAAUCUUUUUUUCUCAUAGAGAUAUGGACCAAAUCCUCGAUGCUUAUGAAAAUAAGAAGUCCUUUUACCUUUAUACAGGUAGAGGGCCAUCCUCUCAGGCAAUGCAUGUUGGUCAUCUUAUCCCAUUUGUGUUCACAAAGUGGCUGCAAGAAGUGUUUGAUGUUCCCUUAGUGAUACAGUUAACUGAUGAUGAGAAAUACCUUUGGAAGGACAUGACAACUGAGAAGGCAUAUGAAUAUGCUAAAGAAAAUGCAAAAGACAUCAUUGCAUGUGGUUUUGACAUCAAUAAAACCUUUAUAUUUUCUGAUUUAGACUAUUUGGGGACAAGUACUGGAUUCUACAAAAAUGUUGUCAAAGUUCAGAAGCAUGUUACAUUUAACCAAGUGAAAGGAAUCUUUGGCUUUACAGACAGUGACUGCAUUGGAAAGAUCAGCUUUCCUGCUAUUCAAGCCGCUCCAUCCUUCAGUUCAUCAUUUCCACAGAUCUUCAAUGGCAAGGAGAACAUUCAGUGUCUUAUCCCAUGUGCUAUCGAUCAGGACCCUUAUUUUAGAAUGACCCGGGAUGUAGCCCCUAGGAUUGGACAACCUAAACCAGCCUUACUGCAUUCAGUCUUCUUCCCAGCCCUACAAGGAGCACAGACAAAAAUGAGUGCUAGUGACCCAAACUCCUCCAUCUUCCUCACCGAUACACCCAAACAAAUCAAGACAAAGAUUAACAAGCAUGCCUUCUCAGGAGGCAGAGAUACUAUUGAAGAGCAUAGGAAGUAUGGAGGUAACUGUGAUGUUGACGUGUCUUUUAUGUACCUGACGUUCUUCCUAGAAGAUGAUGACAGGCUUGAACAACUGAAGCAG